AUGGCAAAAAUUGCCUGCUUGUUAUAUUCUCUCUAUGAAGGAAUCGAUUUCUAUACCUCCAUUACACGUGCCCGAUUUGAAGAAUUGAAUGCUGAUCUGUUCCGUGGAACCCUGGACCCUGUAGAGAAGGCCCUUCGAGAUGCCAAACUAGACAAGUCACAGAUUCAUGAUAUUGUCCUGGUUGGUGGUUCUACUUGCAUUCCCAAGGUUCAGAAGCUUCUCCAAGACUUUUUCAAUGGAAAAGAACUGAAUAAGAGCAUCAACCCUGAUGAAGCUGUUGCUUAUGGUGCAGCUGUCCAGGCCACCAUCCUCUCUGGAGACAAGUUUGAAAAUGUUCAAGAUUUGCUGCUCUUGGAUGUCACUGUUCUUUCCCUUGGUAUUGAAACUGCUGUUGGAGUCAUGACUGUCCUCAUCAAGCAUAAUACUACCAUUCCUACCAAGCAGACACAGACCUUCACUACCUAUUCCGACAACCAGCCUGGUGUGCUUAUUUAGGUUUAUGAAGGUGAGCGUGCCAUGACCAAGGAUAACAACCUGAUUGGCAAGUUUGAACUCACAGGCAUACUUCCUGCACCCCAAGGUGUUCCUCAGAUUGAAGUCACUUUUGACAUUGAUGCCAAUGGCAUCCUCAAUGUGUCUGCUGUGGACAAGAGUACAGGAAAAGAGAACAAGAUUACUAUCACUAAUGAUAGUACUGUAGCAAUGAUAAUGCUGUAG
Molecule: messenger RNA, 717 nt
Organism: Saimiri boliviensis boliviensis (Bolivian squirrel monkey)
Lineage: Eukaryota; Metazoa; Chordata; Mammalia; Primates; Cebidae
Source: RefSeq, a predicted model, not a curated record